AAACGGCAGAGCGAACGCGCGAAACUGUUAAAUUUAGUGUUCGUGUGCGCUGCAGCUGGGCCAAUGCAAUCAUGACUGCAAUGAGCUGGAGAUAUCACCUAGCUCUCAGAUACGUCGCUAGCACCACGAUGAGCCUGAUCAUGAGGUGCGAGUCUGGACACUGACCGGCCCAUGACGAAUCAGCUGUAGUGUAUUGCCAAAUUCAUGUGCAAAACUGAGUGCCAUGAUGCCCUCGUCAUGAUGCGCAACGCCUGCCAAACGCCUUGUCACUGAAUCGUCAGCGCAUGCAGAUUAGAUGUGCUACCGUAUGACACUCGACAUGAUGCUGCUACGGCUCAAGAUCAAUUGUUGGUGCUGCUCCAAGCGCGACACCGAAGCGUGUGGGACAUCUGAAUUUUAGGUCGCUGCAGGCACGACCUUCUACACUUGAGACCAAAGACUAAGACCUCGAGCCGCUACCCCAGAUUUCUGUUGCUUGUUGCUAUGGUGCUCAUACUCGAUGGCGGGAGCACAUAUGUCUUGCAGAGUAUACCGCAGGAUGCACAUGCUGCUCUCUUCAGCAGUCCUCUGUGGACCAGUCAAGCUCUAUACGAUUUUCCAGAUGCUGUGCAGACACUACAUAGAAGCUACCUCGAGGCUGGCGCUGAGCUGAUAUCAUGUAUGACCUAUCAGCAAUCUCCAGAUACGAUGAAGCAUCUUACUGGACCAGGCUCUGAUGCUGAUGUCUGGAAUGCUGGAAUGCUCGCGAGUUCUCAAGCUUGUCAGAAGCAUGGUAGUGGUAGUUCCGUACUGACACUGGGGACUUAUGCAGCUAUGCUAGGCAACGGAGCAGAAUACUUUCAUGUCUUCAACGAUGGCGACAUGGAAUCUCUUCGGGAGUUUCACAGGGUGCGUCUACAGCACUUCAUCCAAUCUCCUGCCUGGAGCGACGUUCAGUAUAUCGCUUUCGAGACGCUACCUGAUGUGAAGGAAGCGUUCCUCAUUCUUGACGUCUUGCAGGCCUUGCAACACAGCUUGGCAGAAAAACGGGUCUGGAUCUCCUUUUCUUGCUCGGGCGAGGGUGCCACUGACAGACUGGUUGAGGGCAUCACAUCAUUGCUACGAGACGACAGAACACAGAAGCUCCUCUGGGGCAUUGGACUCAAUUGCUUCAAGGAGGAUGUCGCGGACGGUGUGGUGUGCGGCGUAGAGAACCUUAUCAGGGGUACUUCAUUGUACCUGGUGCUCUACCCAGACAACGGCGAGGUAUGGGAUCCUGUCAAGCGGAUAUUCACUGGCACGCCCAAGACUCCAGACACAUGGGCUGAGCCAUUCAAACAGUGGUCAAGCCUAAAUCAUGGCCGCCUGGUCUUUGGCGGAUGGUGAGUUCUUUCAGUUUGGUACAAUUGCUAACAACGAGUUGCCAGACGACACCUGAUCACAUACGGGCAAUCAGACGGGCUGUGGGCGCUGAGAGAGAG
Messenger RNA from Protomyces lactucae-debilis, 1460 nucleotides. Its product is annotated as Homocysteine S-methyltransferase. The coding region runs from base 484 to 1365 and encodes 293 amino acids. The transcript has a single exon. Gene Ontology annotation, molecular function: S-adenosylmethionine-homocysteine S-methyltransferase activity. Gene Ontology annotation, biological process: S-methylmethionine cycle. Lineage: Eukaryota; Fungi; Ascomycota; Taphrinomycetes; Taphrinales; Protomycetaceae. The record is from RefSeq and is a predicted model, not a curated record.